Pygocentrus nattereri (red-bellied piranha) is the source of this 1129-nucleotide messenger RNA. Its product is annotated as BRCA2 and CDKN1A interacting protein. The record is from RefSeq and is a predicted model, not a curated record. Gene Ontology annotation, cellular component: nucleus. The transcript is spliced from 7 exons. Bases 41 to 940 code for a protein of 299 amino acids. NCBI's taxonomy places the organism in Eukaryota, Metazoa, Chordata, Actinopteri, Characiformes, Serrasalmidae.
CGGUGCGUCACGUCCCUUCUGGAGCUCUGAGCGCGGCAGCAUGGCCUCGUCUGCGAAGCGGCGUGCGGUUGGUGUCGGAGAAAACCCCGAGCAGAGUGAUGACAGCUCGGACGAGGGGCUGGAGCAGUCCGGAGACGAGGAGAGCGAGAACUCAGGAGAGGAAAUAAACGAGGAGGUCGUCGUGGAUUUCGAAGCGCACACGAUAUCCGACAACGACUUUAAUGGGAUUAAGAAGCUGCUCCAGCAGCUUUUUCUGAAGGCACAUGUAAACACCUCUGAGCUGACUGAUGUCAUCGUUCAGCAGAAUCACAUAGGCAGCGUGAUCAGGCAAGCAGACGUGCCGGACGACAGCGAUGAUGAGGAUCCAGAUGAAGUGUUUGGGUUCGUCAGCAUCGUAAAUCUGACCGAGAGGAAGGAAGUGGAGUGCGUGGAGCAGAUCAAGGAGCUGGUUUUGGGACAGUGUGAAAAGCUGUGCUCGGCUGCUGUGCUGGAGCAGUUUGAGAAGGUUCUGCAUGACGCGUCUCAGGCUGUCGGACUGCUGCUCAGUGAGCGCUUCGUCAACGUUCCACCGCAGAUCGCCCUGCCGCUCUACAGACAACUUCUAGAUGAGAUGGCUGAGGCACAAAAGACCAAUAAGCCAAGUGGGAAAUGCCAUUACUGUCUGCUGAUCAGCAAAACAUGCCAGGAGGCCAAGAAGACCAUCCCUGCUAGAGGGCCUCCAAAAGAGGAGCUCCUGUUCGUCAAUGCAGAAGAGGAGUUCUUUUAUGAGCAAGCCGUGGUGAAGUUUAACUACUCCGUCCAGGAGGAGGCCGAUUCAUGUCUCGCAGGACGAUGGUCGUUCGAUGAUGUACCUAUGAAACCCUUCCGCACAGUGUCUCUAAUACCCAUGGACAGAAUGCCAGUGAUUAUGGACAAGUUAAAGGAGUACCUCACCAUCUGAACAGGUCACACUGCUAUCUCAACAGCAGCCUUACACGUAUCCAGGCCUUUCCACUCUGUUCGUCUUGAAGACUCUGAGGGACUUUUGUGAAAAUUGCUAUUUGUUGGUGCAUAGAAUUUUGGUAUCAUGUGCUGAGAAACCAGCUAACAGUAAUGACCUCAAGGAUUAGUAAAGCCUCCAAUAACCACA